Messenger RNA from Astrephomene gubernaculifera, 3226 nucleotides. The record is from the annotation of a GenBank genome assembly. NCBI's taxonomy places the organism in Eukaryota, Viridiplantae, Chlorophyta, Chlorophyceae, Chlamydomonadales, Astrephomenaceae.
AGGGCGCAUUCUGUGGACGAGAUACUUCUCUCCUUGUAAAUCUUACUCGCGCUGCUAUUCAUUACUGAUGGCACCCGCUGAACAGACGUCGGAUACUUGUCUGAUAUGCAUAGACAUGCAAAAUGACUUUUGUCUACCAACGUCGCCUUUGUGUGUGGCCGGAGCUUUAAACUGCUUGCCGAAAGUCAAGGAAGCCCUUGACAUCGCCCGCACCAAAAAUAUCCCUGUAAUCUGGGUCAUUCGCGAGCACGAUAUCUCUGGUGUCGACAUUGAGUACACCCGGACACACCUAUUCACAAACGGCACCGGCAGCACCGUACCAGGGUCAAAAGGCGCGGGGCUGGUGGAGGGUCUGGCAGUGCAGCCGGGCGAGCUGGUGGUGGUCAAGAAGCGCUUCAGCGCCUUCCUGCAUACCCACCUGGACCUGGUACUUAGGCGCAUGCGCAUGCGUCGAGUGGUGCUGUGCGGCGUGCAGACACCCAACUGCGUGCGGGCCACGGCAGUGGACGCGCUGGGACACGAUUACGAGACUGCCGUACUGUCGGACGCUACAGCCUCCAAGAACGAUGCCGUACAAGCGGCGAACCUGGAGGACAUGAGGUGCAUGGGCAUUGCCACGCCCUCGGUGGCGGAGUGGGCGGCUGGGCUGUCGGCGUGAGCGGUGCGGUUUCAGGGAGAGAGGGAUGUUUGUGGGCAUGAGGGUGAAGACAUUAGGUAGGUAGGUGCUAGCGGUGUCGUGAGCAUGGUAGGUGGGACAUAAGAGUGGGGUGGUGGCGUGCGGUGGCGGCAACAUGGCAAGCGGGUGAAGUUUGCUGAACGCAACAAGAGCGCGUAUGUCGUUAUGAAGCAUUCCCGUGUGCGCGGUUGUUGUUGUGCAAGAUGGCUUUCACCUUUGUGAUGCGGAGCGUAGAGAGCGUGUGAUAAGAAAACUGGCCGCGAGCCGGAACGUACUGUGAUUGCCGGAAGAUGAGCGUGUAUGUGUGUGGUUUGGGGUGAGUUGGGAUGUGCCAGGCCCGGCAGUGGCAAAUGAAACACGAGUGUGAGUCCUCCUUGUGCUGAGCAGUAAAUUGAGGGGCCGGGAGUUGCAAAUGUACAUGUUGCGGGCCGUGGGGCGGCUUGUCGCGCGGGCAGAGAUGGGUUGGGUGGGUGGGUGCGGAGGAGAAGCCAGGAUGCGGAGCGCGGACUGGUAGGGAUUGGUGCUUGCGAUGCACGUCAGAUAUUCCGGCCAGGGGCAGGUAGAGAAGCCUUCUAAUGUCUCCUCAUGCGCUUCAAGGGUCUGGUUGGGAUGUCACGGCAAUGCGACAGGCCGGAGGUGAAAGGCAGAAAGGAUGGCACCGGGUGUGUACAAUUGCAGGAGGUAUCGUGUAGCUGUAUCCCAUGUCAACAGAUACGUAGGUGGGCUAUUCGGUAGCCAUCGGUGACAUCGUUGUAGGAGGACAGCGGGUGCGUUCUCACGGCUCCCUGCGCGUGCCAACUGCUGCGAAUGCGGAAUGGACGAGCAAUCUCCGCCAACAUGGUUUGUAAGUAACCACUUGAUGAAUAGGCGCAGUUGCGUAUGUGACAGUAAUCUAUUUAUCAUGGCUCCGCUAUCCUCAAUCGACGCGGCCUUCGGGGCGAUGUUGGGCGCAUUCGUCGGCGAUGCCACCGGCGCGGUGCUCGAAUUCGACGAUAAACAUAUAUGCCCCGAAACAGUCGAGCGAGCACUGACAAUGCCGGGUGGAGGUGUCUGGCGUGUCGGCCCAGGACAAAUCACGGAUGACAGUGAGCUUGCCCUAGCGCUCGCAGCGGGGCUGGCCAGCGGCGACCCCGCUGCUGGCUUCCCCGCAGAGGCCGUUGCUAAGAGCUACGGAGCCUGGCUGCACAGCCACCCCUUCGACGCAACACGUGCCGUACGGCCUUCUCCGCUGCGAUGCACCAUGACGAGGAGAAGAUGGGGCCGCUGGCGGCGGCAAUGCGCAAGCAGGCGCAGUUCGGCCGCGCCUCCAAGGCCAACGGCGCCCUCAUGCGCAUCACGCCGCUCGCAGUGUGGGGCAGCUCCCUGUCCGACGACCACCUCGCAGCCGCAGCCAUGCAAGACGCGCAGCUCUCGCACCCCAACCCCGCCACCCAGCAUGCCAACGCCGCGUACUGCCUGGCGCUGAAGCACCUGAUCCAGCACCCAGGCGACGCGGAGGGGGCGGCGGCGGCGGCGGUGGCCUGGGUGGAGGCCAGUGGUUGCGAGGAGGUGGCGGGAUGGCUGCGGGAGGCGCUGGGAGAGGGCCCCGGGCCCAGCGUGAACCACAUGAUUGGAUACGUCAAGUACGGCUUCUUCUACGCGUUCCGACAUUUGAGAAACCGCUCGCCCUACCUCGACGCCCUCCGUGAGGUGCUGCUGCUCAAAGGCGACACAGACACCAACGCAGCCAUCGUGGGCGGCAUGCUGGGCGCCCUGCACGGGGCCUCAGGCGUCCCGCCCCACAUGGCGCAAGCGGUGCUCGGGCGGCACGGCCAACCGGAGUCCCAGGGCCCCAAGCGUCCUGACUGGCUGCAGCCGGGGCGGCUGCCGGAGGUGUUUGCGCAGCUGUACGGCAAAGCUACUGGGGCGGCGGUUGAGGAGGUUGAGGCGGCGGUGCAGGGGCUGGUGGGGAAGUAAGUUGGUAAGGGGCUGUUAACAGGCUGGGCAUUACCGCGCGAGGGUGCUUGUUUGCUUGCUGCUGGCUGUUGUAUACCUUUUGCGGCAGAGCUAGUUGCGUUGCUCAAGGUCUGUAGCCCUCGCAGCGUUGGGUUACAGUUUGGUCGUGGAUCGUGAAUCCGGAUUAUGAAGCAGUGAUGCUGCUGCUUAAGUGUUUCCUAUGCGUUAUUCAUCGUAUGCGUUCAUGGCUGUGACACAUUUGAAACCGCUUUUACCUUACCGGUAGUCAUGGUGCAUGGAUUCGUGUUUCACCUUGUGAAGUUAUGACAAGGGUGUUGGUACAGCCCCAUCGUUCGACCCCCUUGGAAGAAUGAUAAUGUCCCCUUUGCUGGCAUCCUUGGUGUAGUCAGGAGGAAGUGCACAAAUCAAAGUGCACAAUCAAACGUAGGAGUAUGCCGCCGACCUCUUACCCUACCGGUCGUAGGAAGGAUUGGAGUGUGCGGCAGUGUGCUGGGGUGGCUUGUACUGCUACCGCUACCAAGCAGUGCGCAUUGAACAAGCAAAGCAGAUUGACGGCAUCAUACCGACGGGAUCACUGUAACGGCCAUUCAUUCA